AUGAACGAAGGAAAUGAUGAUCCUUCUCAAUCUCAAAAUGAUGACGAAGUUGAGGAGAUCAAAGAUGAGUCGCCUGAAAACCAGAAUAGAAUAUCCUCUAUUGAUGAUUUCACUCUGAUAACUCUAGAGCAAGGAUAUGAAAACAGUAAGGGCAGAAAUAGGUUCUAUACAAUCAAUGUAUUCUGCAUUAUAAUGGCAUACUCUUUGGGAGGACUCUUCCCAUACAGCAUUCCGUUCUUGACUAAAGUUCCCUCCUUGAAGUGCAUGAGCUUUACACAGAACACAUGGGAAGGAUGUGAUAAGGAUCAGGCUUGUUCUAGCCAAUUCAUGGAUUAUAAAAUUAACCAUAAUUCUCAUGAGACAGUAACCAAUUGGAUCACCUCGAUGGACCUUCUAUGUAAAGAGGACUACGUGAUUGGGCUCUUUGGAAGUCUUUAUUUUGUAGGAUUCUUCAUCGGUUCAGCCUUCUUUCUCAGGUUCGCAGACCUUAAAGGACGCAGAGUGAUGGUUAUUAUCGGCAUAAUCGGAUCUGUUUGAUGAGGAUUCUUGAUCUUUGUCAUAAACAAUAUAAUCCUAACUUACUUAUUAAUGCUAGUACUUGGAGUAUUCUCAUCUCUAAGGCUUCUGAUCUCCUUUCUGUAUGCAAUGGAGUUAGUUCCAGAGAUCCAAAAGAAGACAUGGAACUUGAUUGCAGGAUUUAUGGAUGCUAUCACAAUGAUAUUCGUGGCAGGUUGGUUCUUUAUCAUCACAUAUGGAGAAUCUACCAUCGUCCUAUACAUCGUGACUUCAUGUCUGUCCCUAUAUUUUGUAUACAAAGCGCCUGAGUCACCUCAGUACCUCUACACGAAGAAGAAAUGGGGAGAGUUGCAUGCUUCAUUUGCCCAGAUCAGUAAGAUUAACGGGAUUGAAUGGAACGGCUAUAAAUUUGACCGAGAACACUUAAAAGAAAAUGAAUUUUCUAUUAAGAAAUCUUGUGCAAGUAUGAUCAAGGAUAAGCAGACUUUUAGGAAUUUGAUGAUAAUGAUGAUGAAUUGGUCCACAUGAAGUUUUUCGUUUUAUUUGUUAUCGUAUUACACGAAGUAUUUCAAAGGAAAUAUUUACUCGAAUACUGCGUUGCUCGGACUGGCUGAUAUUUUUGCUACAAUUUCAAUGAGAGGACUUCAGUACUACAUGCCCACAAAGAUUGGCUUUGUGGUAUCUUACUGAGUUGUCUUUGUCAUCUCAUGAAUCUACUACAUAAUUCAAAGCCAGACUGUCCUCGUAGCUAUAUGAGUGCUACUUAUGAGGUACGGAGUAACAGUGGCUUUCAGCUUCUGUUACUACGGAAACUCAGAGUAUUUCCAGACCGAUAUGUCCUCCACUGCCUUUGGUGUGAGCAACACUAUGGCUAGGUUCAGUACCAUUGUGUCACCAAUGGUGGCUGAGGUACUUAGCCAGCCCAUCAUUCUUGUGACCUUGGUAACCUUUGGAUCAGCAAUGGUCUCUUUUUUCUUAAAGAAACCUCAAAAUAUCCUAGGCAUCGAGGACGAUGAGAAGAAUUCUCAGGGAGAAGUUCCAGAUGCAAUGCGAGAGUUCUAUGGCAUCGACCCUGAAGGGCCAAUGCCGAAGGAAGAACGUAAGUCAGACUUAGAUCAUGAGGAUACUAGGGAAUAUGAGGAGCCUGAGUUAGAAGCAAAGAAAUCAAUGAAAGAAAAAUUUGUCAUUGAAAGUGAAAAUGAUGAAGAUCUCGAUCGUAUUUAA
Moneuplotes crassus is the source of this 1740-nucleotide messenger RNA. NCBI's taxonomy places the organism in Eukaryota, Ciliophora, Spirotrichea, Euplotida, Euplotidae. The record is from the annotation of a GenBank genome assembly.